This is a messenger RNA of Vitis riparia (riverbank grape), 834 nucleotides long. Its product is annotated as binding partner of ACD11 1-like. Bases 236 to 625 code for a protein of 129 amino acids. The record is from RefSeq and is a predicted model, not a curated record. Lineage: Eukaryota; Viridiplantae; Streptophyta; Magnoliopsida; Vitales; Vitaceae. The transcript is spliced from 4 exons. Gene Ontology annotation, molecular function: RNA binding.
UGGAUUCCGACUAUACACUUGUCCUUCAUGUAACUGGACACGACCACCGGCCCACAGCACCACCCCCAAGUUUCACAAAACCAGCAGCUGAGUUAUCAAGCUAAAUCCAUCACCAGUGGAUGAAAUUUGGCCUUGCAGAGGAUCAAUCUCUCACUUCAAGAGACCCCUCUCUUGGGUCUUGAUCAGAGCCUCAGUUCGCUCGAGGGCAAGUUGUGCUUAUUAAGAUUUCAAAACCAUGUAUCCAGGAGCUUAUACUGCAGAAGUUACUUGCCUGUCUCCUAAAGCAACAGAGAAGGAUGUUUAUGAUUUUUUCAUUCACUGUGGGAUGAUUGAGCACCUUGAAAUUAUCAGGUCAGGCGAAUGUGCUUGUACUGCCUAUGUGACAUUUAGAGAUUUCUAUGCUCUCGAAACUGCUAUCUUGCUCAGUGGAGCCACAAUUGUAGAUCAACGAGUGUGCAUAUCAGGCUGGGGAAUAUACGCAGAUGAAUCUGAUCCUUGGAGUAAUUCUUCCUGGAACUAUGAAAUUAACUCUAUGGUAUGCAUUGAUUUUCUACCAAAAAUUAUAUACCCCAGUACAAUCUCAUAUAGCUUUGGCUGCUCAAUUUUGUGUAAACCAUUUUCCUAGGAAAGGCAAAACUUUUACUUUCUGGCUGUGCACAUCAUAUUGGAGACAAAUUCAGGAUUUGACAAUCAUUUUUCAUCAGAUAUUUUACUGCAAAUACAAAACAUAUAUGUAAUUGUGAGAGUGAUGAUGCAUAUUUUGUAAGAAAGUCAGGGCAAAGUAAGAACAAAUAUCUUAACAUUUUUCAGAAAUAAUUUGAGAAUUCUUUACUA